UUCAGGCAGACUCUGAAAUUUUCGGAAGAACGAAUCAGCUGGGAGCUUUGCUUUUCAGAAUGGAAGAGGAGCAGGUUGCAGACAAGAGUGACAAAUCCCAAGGGAAUCUCCUUGAAGAGAGCCUGGUUCAGCUGAGAUGUCACUUCACGUGGGAGUUGCUAGUGGAAGCCACCGAGCUGCCCGAUUUAGAAAACAGGAUCUUGGAUGAGAUUGAUUUCCUGGACACCAGAUACAACGCGGGGAUCCACAACCUGCUGGCCUACGUGAAACACCUCAAGGGCCAGAACCAGGAAGCCCUGGGGAGCCUGCGGGAAGCAGAAGCCUUGAUCCGGCAGGAACAGGCCGCCCAGUCAGAGGCGAGAAGUCUGGUCACGUGGGGCAACUACGCCUGGCUGCAUCACCGCAUGGGCAGGCCGCAGGAAGCCCAGGCUUACCUGGACAAGGUGGAGGACGCCUGCAAGAAGCUCGGGGCUUCCUCCCGCUACAGCGUGCAGUGUCCCCAGAUGGACUGCGAGGAGGGGUGGGCCUUGCUGAAAUGUGGGGGGAAGAACUAUGAACGGGCCAAGGCCUGCUUUGAGAAGGCUCUGGCACUGGACCCAGAAAACCCUGAAUUCAGCACUGGGUAUGCGAUCUCCACCUACCGCCUGGACGGCUUUAACAAAACAACAGAAGUUAGCGAGGCGUUGAGAGAGGCCGUCAGGCUGAACCCAGAAGAUGCGUAUGUUAAGGCUCUCCUUGGCCUGAAUCUCCAGGACGUAGGUCAAGAAGCUGAAGGAGAAAAGUACAUAGAAGAAGCACUAGGCAACACGUCCUCGCAGACCUAUGUCUUGCGGUACGCGGCCAAGUUUUACCGAAGAAAAGGCUGUCUGGAUAAAGCUCUUCGGCUCCUAAAAAUGGCCCUGCGGGCCACCCCGUCCUCUGCCUUCCUGCACCACCAGGUAGGGCUUUGCUACAGGGCACAACUGAUCGCAAUCAAGAGAGCCGCCAACUGGCAGCCCCGGGGACAGGACAGAGAAAAUGUUGACAGAAUGGCAAGAUUAGCCAUAUCUCAUUUUCAGUUUGCUCUGGAACAAAAGCCCACGUUUGAAGUUGCUUACAUACACCUGGCGGGCAUGUACACAGAAGUUGGCGACUACGGGAGAGCGGAAGACACGUACCAAAAAGUGCUCUGCUCGAAAUCACUCAAAGAAGAAAAACUGCAAGAGAUCCAUUUCCACUAUGGUCAGUUUCAGGAAUUUCAAAAGAAAUGUGAGAUCAAUGCAAUUAUCCAUUAUCUGAAAGCAAUAAAAAUAGAGAAGGCAUCACUGUUAAGGGAUAAAAGUAUCAAUUCUUUGGAGAAAUUGGCUUUAAGGAAACUUCAUAGAAAUGCAUCAGAUGUAGAAAGCUUGAGCAUUCUCGGGUUCAUCUAUAAAGUCAAAGGAGAGAUAAAUAAGGCCCUGGAGUACUAUGAGCGGGCCCUGCGGCUGGCUGCUGACUUUGGGAACUCUGAGACAGAAUCCCUAGCCGUGGAAAUGUGAACCUCGUUCACAUUCUGUUUGACUUUUAGGUAACCCUAAACCUAAACUCUAAACUCUAGUCAUUUUUUCUGCUUGCUACUUUCAGAAACAUAUUAAGUAAUUAAGUAAUCUGCUAUAGUGAUAGACGUUUUUAACAUUUAUACUCAAACCUGAUAAAAUAUUGUUUGUAGUCAGUAGUGAAGAGUGAGACAGAUAUACACACAUUUCUGUAUGUGAGAGUGAGAGGAACCAUUUCUCUGUGAAUGUUAUCUAGCAGAAAAGCAAUUUUUUGAGUAGAUUUGUAGCAAAUAAAGCAGUGGAUUUACAUAAAAUAAAAUGU
Enhydra lutris kenyoni (northern sea otter) is the source of this 1836-nucleotide messenger RNA. Its product is annotated as interferon-induced protein with tetratricopeptide repeats 1-like. Lineage: Eukaryota; Metazoa; Chordata; Mammalia; Carnivora; Mustelidae. Gene Ontology annotation, molecular function: protein binding; RNA binding. Gene Ontology annotation, cellular component: cytosol. Gene Ontology annotation, biological process: defense response to virus. The record is from RefSeq and is a predicted model, not a curated record. The transcript has 2 exons. The coding region runs from base 60 to 1517 and encodes 485 amino acids.